CCAACGCGAUUCCCCUCAUCCUGCAUUAAAGGCAUCCGAGCAGACACAUUGUACUUGACAAAUGUGCACAAAUAAAGCAAGGGAGUUCUGUGAACUUAUGUCCUCAGGUUGUGUCUUAAAAAUCCUCCAGUGCUCUAAUUUAGCGUUGCUUUUUGAGUGUAACAGGCAGUGAAUGUUCAUUAUUGAGAGAGUCUUGUUUUGUCUUCAGCUGUGGGGCAUUCGGUGUUAUUAUAUCUAAAAAUAAAUACUAAAUACUAAGGAAAACUGUGCAGCUGGACUCCCGAAACAGAAGCAAUGAGUUUGUUAUAGAAGUCAUCUAAAGGAUAAUUAGGAAAGGCAGUUUUUAUUUUCUUAUAGUCAUGAAGUGAUGAUGAAAUAGCAUAUUUUGGUGUCCAUGCAUACUCCAAGUAUUCGAGGCAGAUUUCAAAUUCACCUCACAACUUCACACAUGUGUAAUGGCUGGAAUGUUUAGUGUCGCCACAUAGAAAAGGGGUCAGUAGCCAGGUUUAGGAAUCUUUUUUCCUGUAGUAAGCCCUCUUGCUUUGACGCACCCUCACUCCCACUCCUGCAGUUUGGUUAAUCAUUGCUCCCAGUCGCUGCUAAGCUGCAGAGUGGCGCGGGCUGGCGAAAGAGUCAGAGAGUAAGUGAGAGAUAGGUUGUGAAAGAGGGAAACCCUUGGAAAACUGUCACACGUGGCGCAACAUGUUAGCCACAAGGAAGACCAGGGUCUGAACCUCUCCGGUGCAGCGGGACACGUGCUGAAAUGUCACACGCUCAUUAUCUCUGUCUGGCAGCGUGGCCAGUGUAGAUAAGCCCCCUUAUGAAGUGAAAACUCUUCUCAGCUCUGCAGUAUCCCAUCCCAGCACCAACAGCAGAAAUAAGGGAUGUCACAGCUGUUCCUCUUUUUGGCAGUGCUCAUUGUCUCCUGCACUAUUCAGGUUUCUGCUGUUGUUUCCCUGCAAAAGGUGACGGAGCACUGGGAAUUGUACAGGAAAGAGUGUGAACGCAACAACAGCCAAGAUCCACCAAGCACCGGCCUGGUGUGCAACAGGACUUUUAACAAUUAUGCCUGUUGGCCCGAUGGACUCCCUAACACUACUGUUGUUGUGCCAUGCCCGUGGUAUUUGCCAUGGCACCGUAAAGUUCAGCAUGGCGUGGUGUAUCAGGAAUGUGAUGUGAAUGGCCAGUGGGUGACUACAUAUAAUACCAGCGAGUGUGAUUCUCAUGAACAAGCACCACAUCUGCAGUACUAUGUCCAUAUUCGGAUCAUGUACACGGUGGGCUAUUCCUUAUCCCUGGUGGCUUUAGUGUUGGCUCUUGGUAUCCUCAUAUUCUUUAGGAAACUCCACUGCAUGAGGAACAAUAUCCACAUGAAUCUUUUUGCCUCUUUCAUCCUGCGAGCUUUGUCUGUCCUCAUCAAAGAUGCUCUGUUCGAAACCAGUAACAUAGCACAGGGCCUAAACAGAGACGAGGAGCAGGGAUACCCACCUGCAUCUAUAGCUCCAAUUGAGCUGCUGGUCAACAACGAGACAAUGGUCAGCUGUCGCAUCGCCAUGGUUAUGAUGCAGUAUAGUAUCAUGGCUAACAGCUACUGGUUGCUGGUGGAAGGCAUCUACCUCCACAACCUCCUGGUCAUCACUGUGUUUACGGAGAGGAACUACUUCAAAAUUUACCAGUGCAUCGGUUGGGGUACCCCAUUAAUAUUCCUCGUGCCAUGGGUGGCGAUUAAAUACCUGUAUGAAAAUCAGGAUUGCUGGGAGCAAAAUAUAAACAUGAAAUACUGGUGGAUCAUACGCGCUCCGAUACUGGCAGCUGUUAUGAUCAACUUCCUUAUCUUUAUCCAUAUCAUCAAAAUUCUCGUGUCAAAGCUCAGAGCACACCAAAUGAGAUACACAGACUAUAAGUUCCGGUUGGCUAAGUCAACGCUAACUUUGAUCCCGCUGCUCGGGAUCCAUAAUGUGGUCUUCAUCUUCGCAACAGAUGAGUCCACCAGUGGCAGCAUCGGCUUGCGUCUCACCAGGCUCUUCUCUGACCUCUUCUUCUCCUCCUUCCAGGGUCUCCUGGUGGCAAUCUUGUACUGCUUUGUCAACAAAGAAGUGCAGUCUGAGAUCCUGAAGAAGUGGAAGCGCUGGAAGCUAGGGAGGAACAUUGAGGAGGAGUACCGCCACACCUAUAGCAAUACCCCAAACACAAAAACAACCAGUCUCUUAAACCACGCCCCUCGAAUGCCUCACCUCCCAGACAUCGCCAAAACCACCGCCCCAGUCUGUAGCCCCGAGGAGAGGCACAUGCUCGUCGCUAGCAACCAAAAUGGCAUGGUCCACAGUACAGAGGAAGGGAAGUGUGCCUCACUGCUGCACGAGGGGACCAUCAGUAACUAUAUCCUGGUAGAGGACAUCAGCAUUACUGACAAGCUGCCGUGUUACGAAGUGCAGAAAGAGAACGUGGAGAGCCACCUGUGAAAGCUACUGGGACUACUUAAAAAAGGAAGUUGGAUGGCUUUGGGCUCUCAUCGUGCUCUGACAGACUGACCUGCUCAGCUGUAAAGAGUCAAGUUAAUGGUGUCACUUUUCAGGUCGGCCCUCAGAGAUCUGCGUCACUGGAGAGCUUUCGCCACAGUCUGAGAGGAGGAUCAGGAAGGGCAUCCACGAAUGUGCUGCGAGUCUCGUGAACGGAUUAGUUUCGAUGUUUUUUUUUUUAGCACAGAAUAAUAAGCUGCUGCAUGCUGAACAAUUUUUGCAACAGCAUCCCGAGGCAGAUAAGCCACGGAAGAUCGUAAUGACAUACAAAACAUGAAACCUGAAGUAACAAAAAAAUAAAUAAAUAAACCCCAACUGUAAAGGUCACAGGGUCCUUGCUUGAGCCUCUGCUUUAACUUAUCCUAUCUAUCAAAUUUCUGGUACUAAAGUUUAAAUACAAAGAGAGAAUUGAACUGAAUACACACAAAAAUGUACAAAAUAUCAUACGGUAGGAACAAAUG
This is a messenger RNA of Neolamprologus brichardi, 2980 nucleotides long. It is a transcript of the gene gcgra, whose product is annotated as glucagon receptor a. Gene Ontology annotation, biological process: adenylate cyclase-activating G protein-coupled receptor signaling pathway; cell surface receptor signaling pathway. Gene Ontology annotation, cellular component: plasma membrane. NCBI's taxonomy places the organism in Eukaryota, Metazoa, Chordata, Actinopteri, Cichliformes, Cichlidae. The record is from RefSeq and is a predicted model, not a curated record. Gene Ontology annotation, molecular function: peptide hormone binding; gastric inhibitory peptide receptor activity; glucagon receptor activity.